Molecule: messenger RNA, 813 nt
Organism: Cordyceps fumosorosea ARSEF 2679
Lineage: Eukaryota; Fungi; Ascomycota; Sordariomycetes; Hypocreales; Cordycipitaceae
Product: Regulatory protein cys-3
Exons: 2
Coding region: 1-813 (270 amino acids)
Biological process (GO): regulation of transcription by RNA polymerase II
Cellular component (GO): nucleus
Molecular function (GO): RNA polymerase II transcription regulatory region sequence-specific DNA binding; DNA-binding transcription activator activity, RNA polymerase II-specific
Source: RefSeq, a predicted model, not a curated record
AUGUCCAACUACAACGGUCGGCACGGACCUAACGUGUCCCAUUACCUUCGCGACCUCAACACCAUUUCUCCCCAAGAAAGCUCCGUCGACGAGAACUUCAACAUGGAGAGUGACCUUACUCUCUUCACAAACACCGAGUUCUUCGACUUUGAGACGGGCCAAAACACCGAUUUCCAGGCCCAGCCCGUCAAGGAGGUUGCCCAUACCACACCCUCAUCCGACGAUGUGAGCGCUGCUCCGUCUGUCAUGGGCGAUAUGCCCAACUUGGACUUUAUUUCCAACGAGUUUGCCUUCAACGAGUUCAACAACACCUAUGCGCCCCAGAUGAACACCUUUGCCGACGCCAACCACAACUUCCAGCCUCUGCAGCCCAACCAUGGCGCCCAGAUGCCUCACCAGAACCCGCAGUACCACGGCGCUCCCGCCCGGACGGCCGAGGUCAAGCACAAGGCCGAGCCCAUUGCCCCCCAGACGCAAGCCAUAAACUUCGAAGAGGCCUCGCGCGUUGCUGCUGAGGAGGACAAGCGCCGCCGCAACACCGCCGCCAGCGCCCGCUUCCGCAUCAAGAAGAAGCAGCGCGAACAGGCCCUCGAGAAGUCUGCUAAGGAGAUGCAGUCCAAGGUGACGGACCUUGAGAACAAGGUCUCGCAACUUGAGACGGAGAACAAGUGGCUGAAGAACUUGCUCGUUGAGAAGAAUGAGGGUAACGAGGACAUUUCUGCUCUCUGGAAGGAGUUCACAAAGCAGGCCGGCAGCAAGCUCAACAAGUCUACGGGGUCAAGUACGGCCACCUCCGCAAAGGAGGAGCGGUAG